AUGGAAUAUUCAAGCAUUGAAUUGAAUGAUUUACCCGUCGAAAUUCUUAUUUAUAUUUUUAAAAAAAUCUCCAAUGUUGAAGUACUCUACUCUUUAAUCAAUACUAAUCAACUAUUAAAUCAAAUUGUACGUGAUCCAAUUUUUACAAGUGAUUUAUUUUUACUAAAUUGUUUUUCGGACGGUUCUAUUUCUCCAUUAUCUAAUCGAAUGCUUGAUAAAAUUUGUUUACAAAUAUUACCUGAUAUUGGUGAUAAAAUCAAAUGGUUAAAUCUUGAAUCAUCAUCUAUGGAACGUAUUCUUCUUUCUACAAAUUAUUCUAAUGUAUGUAAACUUGGUUUAUAUGGUUUGGAAAUCGAAAAAGCAAAAUAUCUCUUUACGGAAAAAACUUAUUUGAUUGAUAUAUUCAAAAAUCAGAUUUCAUCACUUAUUAUUAAUAUAACUGAAAGUGAAAAUCAAAAAUCGAUAAAAAAUAUGAUUAAACUUGUAUUUACACAUAUCUUGACCAUAUUCACAAAAUUAGAAUAUUUAAUAUUUGAUGUAACAAUUGCUUUCGAUCGAUUGUCGUUUUUCAUGUCACCUCCAACUAUUAUUUCUUCAACUUUGUUAGAAUUGCAUGUUUCUGUAUCGGCUUUCUCUGAUUGUCUUUAUUUACUUGAUGGUUGUUUUAAUCAACUUCGUGCACUUUAUGUUGAGAUUCAUUCCAUUUAUUCUUCACGUUUAACAAUCAAUAAUAAGGGAAAUCUCCCUAAAUUAAAAUGCUUUUCACUACACUGUGAUUAUUGUAACGUUACUUAUGAUGAGUUAAUUAUACCACUUUUACAUCGAAUGUUGAAUUUAGAAACACUCGAUCUAUAUCUUAGAAUUGAGGGAAAAUUAAUUGAUGGAGACCAAUUGAAGACAAAUAUAAUUAAUUAUAUGUUACGAUUAAACAAAUUUAUAUUCUUUAUUUUUUCGACUAUUAAUCUUAAUAAUCAAAUUCAUUUGCCAUCGAAUGAAGAUAUUCAACAUACCUUUAGAGAAUUUCACGACAAUCGAAUUAUCUCUUAUGUUCAUUAUCUUCCGAAAACAAGAAUAGGUCAAUGUCAUAUUUAUACAUAUCCAUAUCAAUUAAAAUAUUAUCAUCAUAUAACAAAUAGUUUUCCAGGUGGAUUAUUUAAAUAUGUUCGUGAAAUCUCAUUAUAUGAUGAAUAUCCUUUUGAACAUGAAUUUUUUAUUCGAAUUCAACAAUCAUUUCCAUUUAUGAAAAAAUUAUCGUUGAAUAAUGCUAAAGCACAAAAGAAUAAAUUCUUUAAUCAAUCAAAAAAUAAUUAUCAAAAUUUAUCAAUUAUUAAAUAUUCUCAUCUAAUUCAACUUGAUCUUCAUCAAGCUCAUAAAGAUUAUUUAGAAGAAUUUUUACUUGAUACAAAAACAUGUUUACCAAAUAAUAUUCGGAUUUUUAUUCCUUAUAGACCAUUAAAAAAUAUAACAUACAAUUUUACAAGAGAUGCAACACGGAUGAAUUGUUCUAAAGUCAUUUAUCCAUAUUCACAUUAUCUUACUCGAUUACCAAAACAUUUCAAAGAUUAUUUUCUUCAUACAUAUGAAUAA
Molecule: messenger RNA, 1587 nt
Organism: Rotaria sordida
Lineage: Eukaryota; Metazoa; Rotifera; Eurotatoria; Philodinida; Philodinidae
Source: the annotation of a GenBank genome assembly